Messenger RNA from Alternaria postmessia, 2748 nucleotides. RefSeq lists its product as uncharacterized. The coding region runs from base 1 to 2748 and encodes 915 amino acids. The record is from RefSeq and is a predicted model, not a curated record. Lineage: Eukaryota; Fungi; Ascomycota; Dothideomycetes; Pleosporales; Pleosporaceae. Gene Ontology annotation, molecular function: protein binding. The transcript is spliced from 4 exons.
AUGCUGAAUUGGCUGUCUCCUCUGAACUACUCGAGUGCGCAAGAUGACCAUGCCAGUCGCGCUCGCAAAGGCGCAGGUAAUUGGUUGCUCGAAUCGCAAUCCUACGAUGAGUGGGAGAAUGGCGAUGUCGAAAAGCUCUGGUGUGUCGGAAAACCUGGGGCGGGGAAAACAAUCAUGGCGUCAAUUGUAAUCCAGCGACUGGAAAAUCUUCGACAGAGUUUCAAAGAUGCUCUGAAUAUAAGGAUAGUUUUCCUUUACCUCAACUACAAACGACAGACUCCCCUGGUACAGCUCCUAGGCAGCGUUGCAAAACAGUUGGUCGGAGACGAAGUUCCUACACCGAAGCCUUUGAAGGAUUUGUGGGAGAAGAACGUCAGAAGAGGGAAUAAAAGUUCGGCACUACCUCUAGACCAGCUGGAUACGCUACUUGCAGAGUUGGCAAAAGAAAAGAAAGUUUUCAUCAUUGUGGACGCCUUGGACGAACUGACGACGGACCGACAAAAGCUUGUAAAUCAUCUUUCUCGGGUUCAUCAGCAUGUCAAAUUGCUGUUCACAUCCCGACUAAUCGAGGGCCUUGAAGAUCUUUCCAAAGGAUUUAGUCGGGUGGUAAUAGAAGCCCAUCAAGAAGACGUUCAUGGCUAUAUUGACGACGUCAUUGGCAACAGCGCGCGGCUAGCAAAAUUCAUGAGAUACGACCGUAGGCUUGAGCCAGAUAUCAAACAUGAAGUUACCAAAAGGUCAGAUGGAAGUUUUCUAUUAGCACGCCUUCAUCUCGAACGACUGUCGAGUCAAAUAACACUGGAUGCGGUUCGUGAGAACUUGAAAAAGCUUCCGAUAGAGAUCAACGAGACGUACGAUGAGAUCAUGGAGCGAAUCGAGAAAGAAGGGGAAGAGAAGAGAAGUAUGGCGAAGACAAUCUUGUCGUGGGUCGUGUUUGCGCGCCGACCUUUGUCGGUAAAAGAGAUCAAGCACGCAUUGGCUGUACGCGCCAAAGAUGAAACAUUGAACCAUGGACGUAUGCCUCUGACAGAAGACAUCACAGCGUUCUGUUGUGGGCUCGUGGUCCUCGAAGCCAAGAAGAAGAUUGUGAGGCUGGUCCACUACACAGCUCAAGGCUACUUCAAUGACGCCACAAAAGCGAGGUUGUUUCCUCAUUUCGAGCUCCAUAUCGCGCUCGUUUGCUCCACAUAUCUUUGUAUGAAAUCACUGGAGCAACCAGACGAUAGCGAACGGCAAAUAUCGUUCGCAGUGGACCUGUAUCCUGAUUCCGAUGAGUUCAUAAGCGACGACAGUGAUUCGGAUGGCGUCGGAUUCAGCCCCAACGUAGAUCAGCAUCCAAACUUUCUGGUUGGAGUUGGUAGACCUGCUCAAGGUCUGACUUUCUCUAAAAAGCUUCUCCACUAUCCACUUCUCAGUUAUGCUGGGGAGUUUCUCGGCGAGCAUUUUCGGAAAGCCCAGAAGAUCCAGAGAGGCAACUCAGAAAAUCAGGAUAUUUCGGCACAGUUCGAGGAAGUCCUGCGACGAGUAAAGCAACUAAUCACGGAGCGCUUCAAGCGGAACUUUUAUUGCCGUUUGUUGGAUGAAAUGAAUAUCUACUUCCGGAGAACCCCUCUUGACUUUCUCACUGAAUCAGAAGAGACGGAAGAAUAUUCCUGGAGCGAUUCCGACGAUGAAGAUAACAGCUCCUUGAACCAGUUUGUCGAGAGACUGUUCAAAGUGACCGAAGACCUGGAGAGCGAUAGUAUGGAGCAAUCUGCAGAGCCAGCUUUUACAACUACCGACACAGAUCCUUGGGAAACCCCGCCCUAUAGAAGAAUGAGUUCUCAUUCAACAGAGGCUUCAAGCUAUCCUCCAUUUGGCGACCGACCCGCAGAGACGCCGUGGCCAUCUUACACCAGCUACGUUAAUUAUUCGCCACUACACCUAGCCGCCUUUGUUGGCUCUCCGGAAGUGAUUGAACACAUCAUGUCUCUUGAUGAGAGGCCAGGAGUUGAUGAGUUGGACUUUUUCCAACAAUCUCCACUCAUGGUGGCUCUGAAAAAGGGCUAUACAGAUGUCAUAUCAGUACUUCUCAAGUACGGCGCAACCGUAGACCUUGGGAACCCAUUCGGUCAUGCAUUUCUGCUAUACGCAGCUCAGCAAAGCGACUUUGGCAUCGUCGAGACGAUUCUUACCAGUGCCGUGGACGAUAGCAACCCUCCAAUUGCGACUCAGGGCUCGUCAUUGCCGUGGUAUUGCCAGAGCGCCCAAGACUGGAUCUCGGAUCUGCUCUUUGGAUCUAGUAGGAGGUCGUCAACGGUAUCAGAUGUUGACAGUCAAGAGCUAGACCCUGAAAGUUCUCACACACCGAAGCUUACCGCAGUUUCGCCAAGUCUCAUUCAACUUCUUUUGGAAGUAUUUCACUGCAAUGUAAUCAAUCUUUCCGGCGCUCUGGAAGCUUGCGAUGAUUCCACACCCCUCAGAGAUCGAUUUUUCGAAACCGCCUUCUUCCUUGCCAUCGAAAGAAAAGCUUCGGAUGUGGUAAAUGUCUUACUACAACAAGAAGGUAUCAACGUUAACAUGCGCGAUUACCUCGAUCAAACCCCCUUGCAUCGAGCCGCCUCACGCAAUUCAAUUUCCAUCGUAACCUCGCUCCUGGAUAACGAAGCCAAAGUAGAUCUACGCGAUAUGAACAAAGAAACCGCUUGGUCAGCCAAUGCAUAUACAGGUCAAGGCAAAGAAGCCAGUAGGUUAAAUACCUUGUUAUAA